AUGGCUAUAAAAUCUGCAAAUCCUAGAAAAGAAUUUAAGGAAAUUACUAAAGAAUUUGGUCGAUUCAUUUCAAAUGAAGUUUUUUUUGGAGAAAAAAUUUAUUUUGAAGAAGAAAUUCUAGCAAUAAAGAAUGCUUUAAAUUUAACUGGAAAAUUUAGGCGUACUAAAAAUGAAUUAUUUAAAUUAAUUGGAAGUAAGCAAUCUAAUAACCUUGAAGAAUUUGAUGAAAAGGCUUGGAUUGAAUCUCUAAAUGAUUUUGAAAAUUGGGGUAUUACAGAAUAUAAAAAACCUGUUAGCAUUUUUCGACUUUUACCUUAUGAAUUACGUAAAAGAAUCUUCGAAUCUAUUGGAAAGAGAAUUCUUUAUAAUGAUCCAGGAGAAGAUUAUAUUUAUCUGCAAAAUGAAAAAAAAAGUUUUGAAUUAAAAAAUAUGCCACCAAAUAUAGCGGAUAUUAUUCAAAAAAAAGAUGCCGAAUGCAAUAUAUUUGCUACUGUUAUCGAUACUGAUGAUUCAAAAAAUAAUUUCUUUAAUUGUCAAAUCCUUUGGUUACCAAAUAAGAAACCGAGUCUCAUAAUCCAUUGUAUUCAAAAUUCUAAUUUUAAAAAACCAAAGUAUAACCUUAAAAUUGGACUGAUGGUUGUCGGUUAUGAUAUAAAUUUUAAUUUCAUUAAUUCACAUUCUAAUAUUCACAUUAAAGUAAUAGAAAAAAAAAUUAAGGCAACAAAAUCAAUGUAUUGUAAAGAACUUUUUGAUGAUUCAUUUACCAAAGAUACCGAAGAACAUAUUUGUUUAGGAAUUCCAGUACUAAGAGAAUUGAACCCUUCUUUUGAUUCUCUCAUCAUUGGCCAUCAUUUUUUCAAUUGUCAAGAGAGUAACAGAAUUGGGGCAUACAUAUUUUCUUAUUGUUUGAAGAAAAAUCAUUAUGUUGAAUUACCAGAAUUUACUUUUCACACGCUCAUUAUCUCAAAUUAUCCUGAUUGUAAUGAAUAUAAAAUAAUACCUUUUAAUUGCAAAAGUUCUUUCUUUGAUAAAUUAUUACCUUUUAAUUUUAAGAAUUCUGUCAUUUUACCCAAUGAUAAUGACCCUCAACUAGUAAUACCAAAAUAUAUUAGUUUACAUUCUAGUGAAGAUAAUUGUGCUCCGAUUUUCCUAAAACAAAAGCAGAAUGAAAUUAAAAUAAAAUAUAUGAAAGGUAUGAAAGGUAAAGAAAAUUGUAAAGAUACUUGCAUUUGCAAAAAAACAUUAAUAUAUGAUGAUAUAAAAUUGCACUCUUUGAUAACUCCCAAGUCUAUAUGAAACUGAUUAGUCCAAAAAUUAAACGAAUAUGAUGUAUAUGAUUAAAAUAUUUUGUUUAUAUAUCAUUUUUUUAAAAAAAUAUUUUUAUUAUUAUUUAUUUUUUAAGAUAAAAAAUUUAGGAUUAGGUUUAUC
Molecule: messenger RNA, 1428 nt
Organism: Rhizophagus irregularis DAOM 181602=DAOM 197198
Lineage: Eukaryota; Fungi; Glomeromycota; Glomeromycetes; Glomerales; Glomeraceae
Source: RefSeq, a predicted model, not a curated record